Molecule: messenger RNA, 1379 nt
Organism: Oryzias latipes (Japanese medaka)
Lineage: Eukaryota; Metazoa; Chordata; Actinopteri; Beloniformes; Adrianichthyidae
Gene: rrm2b
Product: ribonucleotide reductase M2 b
Biological process (GO): deoxyribonucleotide biosynthetic process
Cellular component (GO): cytosol
Molecular function (GO): ribonucleoside-diphosphate reductase activity, thioredoxin disulfide as acceptor
Source: RefSeq, a predicted model, not a curated record
CUGGGGGGCGCUGUGGCGCUCAGUGGUUGACAGCUUAGCACCAAUUUAAACCACAGAGCCUAAUGGAAUAUGGGUAUGGGACGGAGUUAGCCGGAGAAGAAACAAGAAAAUGACGCCAACCGUUAAGAAAUCCUCACAAGAUGCACAUCAUAUCAGUAACGGUUUGAAAGAAAACGAUACCGGCUGCCCGAAUGGGUCGGAAACCGAGGACGAACCUUUGCUCAGAGAAAACCCCAGACGGUUUGUCAUCUUCCCCAUCCAGUACCCAGAUAUCUGGAAAAUGUACAAACAGGCCCAGGCUUCCUUCUGGACGGUGGAAGAGGUUGAUUUAUCCAAAGACUUAGUGCACUGGGAUCGCUUAAAGCCUGAUGAAAAACACUUUAUCUCCAAUGUUUUAGCCUUCUUUGCUGCAAGCGAUGGCAUAGUCAACGAGAACCUGGUGCAGCGGUUUAGCCUGGAGGUUCAGGUCCCUGAAGCACGUUCCUUCUACAGCUUCCAGAUCCUCAUCGAGACCGUUCACUCAGAGAUGUACAGUUUGCUCAUCAACACUUACAUCAGGGACCUGAAGGAGAGGGACUAUUUGUUCAAUGCCAUUCAGACCAUGCCCUGCGUGAAAAGAAAAGCUGACUGGGCGCUCGAAUGGAUUAACGACAACAAAUCAACAUUCGGAGAGCGACUGGUGGCUUUUGCGGCUGUGGAGGGCAUCUUCUUCUCUGGGUCAUUUGCUGCCAUCUACUGGCUCAAGAAGAGAGGACUCCUGCCCGGUCUAACCUACUCCAAUGAGCUGAUCAGCAGGGAUGAGGGUUUGCACUGUAACUUUGCCUGCCUGCUGUACAGCUACCUGGUGAAAAAGCCGUCAGAGGACCGGGUCAGGGGGAUCAUAACUAAGGCCGUCUGCAUCGAACAGGAGUUUCUCACGGAGGCCUUGCCGGUCGAUCUCAUUGGAAUGAACUGCUGCCUCAUGAAGCAGUACAUUGAGUUUGUGGCUGACCGGCUGCUCGCCGAUCUUGACCUGGACAAGGUUUACAAAGUGGAAAACCCAUUUGACUUUAUGGAGUCAAUCUCGCUUGAAGGGAAAACCAACUUCUUUGAGAAAAGAGUAGCAGAAUAUCAGAGAUUUGGGGUGAUGUCGAAUAUGUUGGACGGGGAAUUCACUCUUGAUGCAGACUUUUAAAACACAGAAGACACUUCAAUAGGUAUUUCUUCAUUUUAAAAGGGUUGCUUUUGUUCCUCAACAUUCGUGAACAAGUCCCAACUCAACUUUUCCAACUGCAAAAGUCAGAGUUUUCAGUUUAUUUUUGUUAGUGACAUACUACACUGUUAAUAAAAUGUCAAACACAUUUUUAUGUGUUAAGAGAAUAAAGUUUUUCAGCGCUUAC